AUGCCCGUAGAAGAUAUCGCCAUACUGCAAAUCGAAAUUGGAGACUGUCGAAAGCGGUUCAGACACAAAGCUAUCUGUGUAAGACCUGUCAUUGGCCCAAGGUUAGCAAAGUCAGCUAAGAUUGGUAGUAAGAGAAAUGAUAGGGUAGCCCGAUGCGCCAAUGAUGCGAUCCAAGGUUACUCUAAACCCACAGUCAGGGCUCCGAAGCCGGAAGUACGGCCAUUGGGCCGGCGGGUUCUGGAAUCUUUCGAAAACGUGGUGAAAUUGCACAAGGCGCGAUACGUAGAGAUAACCAUCAUCCCACAUUUCAAUGACGCCGAUAUAGGACACAACAAUCAAUGCAACGGGGAUAGUCGCGUACGAGCCGGUAGUCCCGCAGUACCGAGCCCCAAGUUGAGCUUCCCCACGCUUUAUGAACCUGAGGCGUCACCGCCGUGGCGGGCUCGUGGAGAGGUCGACACAGCCCCACUCUCUCGCUUCUAG
This is a messenger RNA of Bipolaris victoriae FI3, 483 nucleotides long. RefSeq lists its product as hypothetical. The transcript is spliced from 3 exons. The coding region runs from base 1 to 483 and encodes 160 amino acids. The record is from RefSeq and is a predicted model, not a curated record. NCBI's taxonomy places the organism in Eukaryota, Fungi, Ascomycota, Dothideomycetes, Pleosporales, Pleosporaceae.